Salvia hispanica is the source of this 850-nucleotide messenger RNA. The record is from RefSeq and is a predicted model, not a curated record. NCBI's taxonomy places the organism in Eukaryota, Viridiplantae, Streptophyta, Magnoliopsida, Lamiales, Lamiaceae.
GGUUUUUACUUUAAUUUCGAAAAUUGUAACCAUUUUCUGAAAAUAAUAGUAAUACAGAAUUCUUUCUAUAUAUAGAUGGAAGCUAGUGGUAGACGAAAUUCCAUAUCCUAGAAAAGCCCUUUUGGCAUUUCCUUGAGAUUUUGUUAGCCAAAAAUGGAGGAGAAAUCAAGCACACAGCCUCUUCUCUCAAGAAAUGAGAAUUUGAAGGCCACAUCCAAUUUUCUUGUUUCAUCAACAAAAUGGAUCUUGAAAGUUUUAAUGUGGGUGAUUUUCAUUGCAUGGGCUUCUCUCAUAUUUCUCUAUCCAUCCGAUGCUGUCCAUCGAGCUUAUCUCAAAUUGAUUCAAGCUAUGAACACCCCUAUGUUCGGAGUGUCAGGAGGUGUAUUCCUAAUUUACAGUGCUUGCUCAUUGCGUUUCUUGCUAGCGCGUACAUCUAUUUACGAGACGAAGAAGACGAGAAUGAUCACGGGAAGAAGAGUAGUGGAAAGCAGGCAAGGCUGAGGCUGUGGACGAUGCCGAUUCUGGUGGAUGGGCCGUUUGGAGUGGUGUCGGCGGCGGAGGUGAUCGGAAUCGCGGUGUUUACGACCUACAUAGUGUGGUCGUUUUAUGCAGAAAUGGUGAAGAAUUUUGAGGUGCUGGCCUUUAAACAUAUGCCUACUCAUGAAGAGAGGUAACCUAUCUUCGAAUUUUGAUGCGCAAUUUUCGUCUUGCAAUUGAUUGUGUCCCUACGGGAUGGAUCAAUUUCACUUUCAAAUCACACCUUCGCCCCGCCCCAAUAAGUAAGAGAUUAAAUAUAUCGCAUUUGUAUCAAAAAUAGAAAUGACUCAAUGGUAGGGGUGCUUAAACAGUU